This is a messenger RNA of Diospyros lotus (date-plum), 3748 nucleotides long. RefSeq lists its product as uncharacterized. NCBI's taxonomy places the organism in Eukaryota, Viridiplantae, Streptophyta, Magnoliopsida, Ericales, Ebenaceae. Gene Ontology annotation, molecular function: ATP hydrolysis activity; ATP binding. Gene Ontology annotation, cellular component: mitochondrial outer membrane. The record is from RefSeq and is a predicted model, not a curated record.
UACUUAGGUAAAUCUUAGGCUUCGGCUGCGUCUUGCCCUUGAGCUAGCAAAGAUUGCAGUUUUAUGGAAGUCUGAAGAACUCCUCACCCCCUCCUCUCUCUCUCUCUCUGUUUGUCCAUCUAUCUAUCCGUGCGUGUGCAUACAGAGACGCACGUAAACGUUCGUUGCUUACUUUCCCUCAAUUUAUCUCCUCAAAGUCGUCCGGGAAACCCGCUUUCUCUCUUCGUCUCUCUUCCAUCUAUCUAAAGUUCUAAAUACACGCACAGAUAAAUAUAUAUAAAUAUAUUUAUAUUAUCAGCUAGCAGUUCCACAUCCAUGAAUCAAUCUAGGGAUUGACGGGACAAAUCGAGGAAAGGUAUUCGCUGUGGACUUAAAAUAAAUAGCAAUGUAUGCGAGGAGAUUGAAGUGCAAAAGCCAAAAAUGGGAUACCUUGUUUCAACAAUCCAAAUCUUUUAUUACUUCAAAUUGUCAAGAUCACUAUUGUUUUCGAUAUUCCAGCCAUAAAACAAUAGCAGGGAACUUUAUUUCCCAAAGUAGUUUAAUUAGACGAUAUCUCUCCAAUUCUUUUUCAUCAAGGGCCAUUGCAUCUGGUAAUAGACUUGUGCAGUUGCAUGUGAGCCCUAGCACAAAUUGGAGGAACAGUCAAUUUCGGGUUUUCAGUUCAGAAGGUGAUGGAAGCAAGGCAAGUAACGAUGAACAUGUACCUGUAAAAGAUGGGGCUAACAUUGAUAAGGGGAAGGUUCGAAGGGAAAAGGCUAGGGAAGAUGUGAAGCACUGUGAUGUACAUGCUCAACUUGGGGAACAAGAGCAAAAGGAAUGGCUCAAUAAUGAGAAGCUUUCCAUCGAGAGUAAAAAGAAGGAAUCACCAUUCUUAACUAGACGGGAAAAAUUUAAAAAUGAGUUAUUGCGGAGGAUCAUUCCUUGGGAGAAAAUAUCUGUUUCAUGGGAAACAUUUCCUUACUACAUUCAUGAACACACCAAAAAGAUUUUGGUGGAAUGUGCUUCAUCACAUCUGAAGCAAAAGAAGUUUACUACAACUUAUGGUGCUCGCUUAACUUCUUCAAGUGGGAGAAUACUGCUUCAGAGUAUUCCAGGUACUGAGCUCUAUCGUGAAAGACUUGUUAGAGCACUUGCACGGGACCUAGAAGUUCCCUUACUGGUGCUUGACAGUAGCGUUCUUGCUCCUUAUGACUUUGGAGAUAGCUCAACUGAAAGUGAAUUGGAGGAUGAUGCAGAAUCAGGGGAAGAGUGCACAUCAGAUUCAGAGGUUGAGGAUGAGAAUGAUAUGAGUAAUGAGGAAGAGUGGACUAGCAGUGGUGAGCGAAAAUCAGAUGGUAGUGAAGAUGAUGAAGUUGACGUGCAUGUAUCUGCAGAAGCCCUGAAGAAGCUUGUUCCCUAUAGCCUGGAAGACUUUGAGAAUAGAGUUUCUGGAGAAUCUGAAAGUUCAUCUGAGUCUUCGAAGUCCAAGACUGAGCCAUCAGAUGAAACCAAGAGACCACUGAAGAAAGGGGAUCGGGUCAAGUAUGUUGGUCCUUCUGUUCGCGUUGAAGCUGAUAACAGGAUCAUAUUGGGGAAGAUACCAACUUCUGAUGGUCCAACUAAUGCUUAUACCAUUAUCCGUAGCAGGCCUUUGUCUAGUGGUCUGCGCGGAGAGGUUUAUGAGGUGAAUGGUGAUCGUGUUGCUGUUAUUUUGGAUACUAGUGCGAACAGCAUGGACCAAGGGAAGGAUGAGAAACCUAUUGAGAAUGCUGCAGAACCAUCAGUUUAUUGGAUCCCUGUUAAGGAUGUUGAGCAUGACCUUGAUACUCAGGCGGAAGACUACUUCAUUGCAAUGGAGGCAAUGUUUGAGGUAUUGCAAUCCAUACAGCCUAUUAUUGUCUACUUUCCUGACUCGUCUCUGUGGUUGUCAAGUGCUGUUUCCAAGUCAAAUCGUAAAGAGUUUGUCAAUAAGGUUCGGGAAAUGCUUGAACAGCUAGCAGGCCCUGUUGUUCUAAUUUGUGGGCAAAACAAAGUUGAAACAGGCACAAAGGAGAAAGAGAAAUUUACAAUGAUACUGCCCAAUCUUGGACGCCUAGCAAAGUUGCCUCUACCUCUGAAGCGACUUACGGAGGGACUAAGGGCAACAAAGAGAUCAGAUGAUAGUGAAAUAUAUAAGCUAUUCACCAAUGUUAUUUCUCUUUAUCCCCCAAAGGAGGAUGAUCUUCUUAGAACAUUCAACAAACAGGUUGAAGAUGACAGGAGAAUUGUGAUAUCAAGAAGCAAUUUAAAUGAAUUACAUAAGGUCCUUGAUGAGCAUGAGCUAUCCUGCAUGGACCUUUUGCAUGUAAAUACUGAUGGUGUGAUAUUGACCAAACGGAAAGCAGAAAAAGUUGUUGGCUGGGCCAAAAAUCAUUACUUAUCCUCAUGUCUACUUCCCUCAAUAAAAGCAGACAGAUUGUGCGUGCCUCGUGAAAGCCUUGAAAUUGCAAUUUCAAGAUUAAAAGAGCAAGAAGUGAUAUCAAAGAAACCAUCGCAAAACCUGAAGAAUCUUGCUAAGGAUGAGUAUGAGAGCAACUUUGUUUCAGCAGUGGUUCCUUCUAGUGAAAUUGGUGUCAAGUUUGAUGACAUUGGUGCCCUUGAAGAAGUGAAAAGGGCACUAAAUGAACUUGUCAUUCUUCCAAUGAGAAGACCAGAGCUUUUCUCACGUGGAAAUCUGCUACGGCCUUGCAAGGGCAUAUUACUUUUUGGGCCUCCUGGAACUGGGAAAACUCUUGUUGCUAAGGCACUUGCUACGGAAGCAGGGGCCAAUUUUAUCAGCAUAACUGGUUCGACUCUAACAUCAAAGUGGUUUGGAGAUGCCGAAAAGCUUACAAAGGCCCUCUUCUCCUUUGCUAGCAAGCUGGCUCCUGUGAUUAUUUUUGUUGAUGAGGUUGAUAGUUUGCUUGGUGCUCGUGGUGGUGCUUUUGAGCACGAGGCCACUAGAAGAAUGCGAAAUGAAUUUAUGGCAGCUUGGGAUGGAUUGCGGUCAAAGGACAGCCAGAGAAUUCUCAUCCUAGGUGCCACAAAUCGGCCAUUUGACCUUGAUGAUGCUGUAAUUCGUCGUUUACCUAGAAGGAUAUAUGUUGACCUGCCAAAUGCUGAAAAUCGUGCGAAGAUACUUAAAAUAUUUCUUACUCAGGAGAAUCUAGAAACUAGAUUUCAGUUUGAGAAGCUUGCUGAUGUAACUGAAGGGUAUUCGGGGAGUGAUUUAAAGAACCUCUGUAUUGCUGCCGCAUAUAGACCUGUACAAGAACUUUUAGAGGAAGAAAAAAAGGGGGGUAGGAAUGAUGUGCCGGUUCUAAGACCGCUGAAUCUGGAUGACUUUAUUCAGUCAAAAGCCAAGGUUGGGCCAUCAGUUGCAUACGACGCCACUAGCAUGAAUGAGCUGAGAAAAUGGAACGAUCAGUAUGGAGAAGGUGGAAGCCGGAGCAAGUCUGCAUUUGGUUUUUGAAAUUUCUGACAUAUUAAUUGGAUUUAUCUUGUUCUUCUAGAGAGCAUACAACCUGGCGCCCUAGAUUCCCCAAAGAAUCCUUAAACUAGAUUCAAAUUUUUUUUCCCUUUUUUUUGUGGCACUCCGAGAGUGUAGGUUCUCUCUUGCAAUACUAUGUAAUAUCUAUUUAUUAGUGGUCCUUAUAGAGACAUCAAACAGAAAGCAAUAUAUGCCAUGGUGUAUAUCAAAAGAAUGCCCCUAACUUAGUUUACAAUGAGUUAUUGCCUUGCUUUUUGAUCA